Pseudocercospora fijiensis CIRAD86 is the source of this 1296-nucleotide messenger RNA. RefSeq lists its product as uncharacterized. The coding region runs from base 1 to 1296 and encodes 431 amino acids. Lineage: Eukaryota; Fungi; Ascomycota; Dothideomycetes; Mycosphaerellales; Mycosphaerellaceae. The transcript has 14 exons. The record is from RefSeq and is a predicted model, not a curated record.
AUGCCUGUGAAAGCGAUGAGCUUCAAGGCGGAAGGAAGCACCACCAUAUACAAGUUCAGCUCAGAGGAUGAAGUUUAUGUCGAAGCUGUGACAUGCAACGUGCACGGCGCUGAAGAGGAAACGCGUCUGGAAAGCUGCAGAUCACGGGGAAGCAUUUUGAGAGGGACGGACGGGUUCGACGGAGCCAUCCUGUUGGUGCCAGGAAAGCUGAGACGAUGUUUGGUCGGCGUGCAGGAUAGCAGCCACGCUGCGAGAAGGAGAGGGGUAGUAGUGCGGUGUGCUGGAACCAUGGGGACGAAGGAUGUUAGCGUUACCCACGAGGCGGCCGGUUUUGGCGACCUUCACAAGAAAGACAUAUGUCUCGCUGGUCGAAAGGCAAUAUGCUUAUCGCGAAGUCAGUGGCCUCCUGCUGAAUACGUAGACGGCCACGACGGGAUUGGUGGCGCAGCGGACCAUCGGCCAUCUAGAGACCGAUAUCAUCAUGCGGGUAGAGCGGUAUCUGUGGUCGUUGCACAUCAUGGCCUUGAGAACAUGUGUAUACAUGUUUCUUACUGCGAAGUGAUGGAUGUGCGACUCGCCUGGAAGGAGUUUCCGCCCCAUCCAGGGCAUUGUAUCUUCAAGGCGCUGGUAAUUGCCGGCCGCAUCGUGAAUGGGAGGAGGCUUCAUAGAAACGCGUCUUGUCUAGAUGCAAGAUCAGCAGCGUGCAUCCGUAGCAGGAAAUCCUGGGUUGGUGGCGUGGAAGUCUGUGUUCUCUUUCGCCAAUUCAAGGUCGUGACUCUGAAAGCCACCAAUUUCGCGCAGUCGGGGAACAAGUCCUGUGAAAUGCUCCUUGUCAGCCAUCGAUAUCAGCCUGUUGUGAAUAAUGUCGCACAGGAUCAAAAGGGCGGUCCAGAUGACUACUGGAAUAAAGACGGAAGACAAGACUCCGCCAAGCAAUGGCCAAGCCGCUGCGGUCCGCAAUGUCGCCGUCACAGGCCACUUCUUUCACCAACGCUCUUGAUCGGAGGCAAGGUGUGCACAUCUGCAAGUAUCUCAUCUCUCGAAGACCGACGUCGUUGUUGUUCUGCGGGCGAUCUCGCCGUCUCAUUCGAUAUGGGAUGUGUAUGCCGUGUCAGCCUUGUUAGACCCUUUCACGCCCAGCCGAUAGACGAUCAGAAUGUUACUGUUGACUGCGAGUUCGGUAGGAACGCCGAGCUCGGCCGACUUGAACGCCGGCAUAGCCAUUUACGGAAGCACCGUGUCUUCGAGUUGACAGAGUUUGGGCUCAAGGACGGUUUGAACAUCAAAUUUGGGUGA